AUGGCACAUUUAGGACAUUAGAGUGACGAUAUUAUUAGUGUCAAUGUCUCAGAUCCUGUUAUGAAGGAUGGCGGAAAAUAUAUAGUUUAUACUAUUAGUGGUAGUGAUAAGGACGGUCCCUUUGAAGUAUUUAGAAGAUACAGUGAUUUCGAUCACUUCAGAGCCUUAUUAGUUCAAAGAUGGCCAGGAUGCUUUAUCCCUCCUAUUCCUUCUAAGAAGGCUAUUGGUAACAAAGAAUCUAAGUUCUUGGAAGACAGAAAGAACUUCCUCCAAUAUUUUGUUGAAAAGAUCGCUGAAAUUCGUCAUAUAUGGUACUCUGAAGAAAAUAAAGAAUUUAUUCGUAACACAAGCAAUGAUUUUGAAAAGGUUUUGAAUAAUUUACCUAAGUAAACUACUGAUGAUAUCAUUAACAAGUAUAAAACUUGUUUCAGCAAUUUGGCUGGUGUUGAAAUUAACAAUGAAAUAAAUACCAAAAUUUCCAAAUUCAAGUAAUUCUUAGAAACUGCUGCUAAAAAGCUUGAUAAAAUGAAGGCUUUCUGCAGAACUCUUUCACAAUCAAGAGAAAAAUUCGAUGCUCAACUUGCUAUUAUGAACAACACAGUCAUUCCUGAAUAUGAAAAAUACUGCGUCCUUGAAUACGCUUUGCAAAACGAAAACUUAUUAGUCUACAAUAGAGAUGAAAAUUUGAAAGCUAACUUCAGAGAAAUUGAAGGAAUGAACAAGAAUAAUGACUUCGAACUGUUAGUUAAUAUGAUUAGAAUGGAACUCAAGGAAGUUGAAUCUUUCCUAGAAGCUCUUAGAAAUAAAGAUAUGAUCGAGGAAAAGAAACAAUAAGCUUAGGCCAAAUUAAAAUCAGAAUAAUAAGAAUAAACUAAAUUGUAAGCUGGUAAAACCACAUUCAAAUCCCUAUUUUCUAAAGGAACAAAGGAAGACAAAGUUUAAAAAUUAGAAAAAUCAAUCUACGAGACUUAACACGAAUUAGAAAAUUACAGUUUGUUGGCUGAUUUGAUAACUGUCAUCAUAGGUUAUGUUGAAGUUGAUAAAUUUAAAAACUAAAAGCAAAACAGAUAUUACAACAUCAUGCAAAGAGUUUCAAACUUAUAAUAUAACUUAAACAUGAAGGUUGCUACUUAUUGGAACUCUGUAAAGUAUGCUAACUAACAAGUUAAUGUAUGA
This is a messenger RNA of Tetrahymena thermophila SB210, 1176 nucleotides long. RefSeq names its product PX-SNX8-Mvp1p-like protein. The record is from RefSeq and is a predicted model, not a curated record. Gene Ontology annotation, cellular component: endosome. Gene Ontology annotation, molecular function: phosphatidylinositol binding. Lineage: Eukaryota; Ciliophora; Oligohymenophorea; Hymenostomatida; Tetrahymenidae. The transcript is spliced from 10 exons.